Aspergillus ochraceoroseus IBT 24754 is the source of this 1423-nucleotide messenger RNA. Its product is annotated as polysaccharide lyase family 1 protein. The transcript is spliced from 2 exons. Bases 257 to 1423 code for a protein of 388 amino acids. The record is from RefSeq and is a predicted model, not a curated record. Gene Ontology annotation, molecular function: pectate lyase activity. NCBI's taxonomy places the organism in Eukaryota, Fungi, Ascomycota, Eurotiomycetes, Eurotiales, Aspergillaceae.
GUUUCUCUCGGAGCUUGGCUCCUAAUUCUGUAAAUUAUUUCUGCAGGUGAAGCGGUCAUCCUUCCCCUUUGCCCAGGAUCGUAUGGUUAACCCGACUCUGAUGCGGUUGGAGCGAGCUAUUAUUCCCUUGCCUGCAUCGGAGGAGACCUUUAUCAAAACCUAUAUAAAGUGCCCUACUCUCCCAGCGCUGGAACUUGUGGGAGAAAGUAAAACCAACCCAACUCAACGCAGUUCAUACAUUAUCUGAGCAGGCACCAUGAAGAGCACGACAUUGGCUUUUCUUUUUACCUUGCUUGUGCACUCCGCCAGUGCGCGAGUUGUUGGCUCGCCUUCAGGGUUCGCCGCUGGAACGACUGGAGGUGGAAAGGCCGAAGCUCGAGCUCCAUCUAGUCUUAAAGAACUGAUCUCUUGGAUCACCGACGACAAGCCCCGCACAAUUCUCAUCGACAAGGAGUGGAACUUUAUUGGGACCGAGGGCAAAACAACCGGGAAGUGCUGCAGUACUUCGACCACCACCUGCAAGGGCGGGACUAGUGCUGGACAGGCCUCCAUCCAGGAUACCUGUGGUGAUGGAACUUGGGUUUCUUGCACUUAUGACAAUGCCGCACGCACUCCGCUCAUUGUCGGGUCGAACAAGAGCAUCGUGGGUGUUGGGAACAAGGGAGUGAUUAGGGGUAAGGGUCUGCGUGUAACCAAUGGCCACAGCAAUGUGAUCAUUCAGAACAUCCACUUUACCGGAUUGAACCCAGAAUAUGUCUGGGGUGGCGAUGCAAUCACUCUGGACAACUGUGACAAGAUCUGGAUCGAUCACAACAAGUUUUCCCUGGUUGGACGGCAGUUUAUCGUGAGUGGAUGGGGUCCUGCCGGCCAUGUUACCAUCUCAAACAACGAGUUUGAUGGCGCGACGAAGUGGUCGGCAGGCUGUAAUGGGAAGCAUUAUUGGUCUCUUCUCCUUAUUGGCGAGAAGGACUGGUAUACCUUUGAGGGCAACUAUAUUCAUGAUGUCUCUGGGAGAGCGCCGCAUCUUGGAACCGAGCGUACGAAAAGCAACAUCUUCUUCCACGGGGUGAACAAUUACUUCCGGAAUAUCGGUGGCCAUGCCUUCGAUAUCAAUACGAACACCCGGGUGCUGCUCGAGGGCAAUUAUUUCGACAACGUUAACACGCCGCUCACAGAUGCCACGUUGAAGAGCGGCGCAUUAGUAUACGAUGUACCCACUAUGGAAUCUGCAAAUGCAUGCAACUCUCCGCUGGGGUACAUCUGUGAGUGGAACCGGUUAUCGGCGUCGGGUAAGUGGCCUGCAGUCACGGAUAAAAGGGUAUUGGAUGAGGCCUCUCGAUACAAGAAAGACUUGGUCCGGCAUUAUGGGGUUGCGGAUGUGCCUUCUAAAGUGCUUGCUAACGCUGGCGUGGGGAAGAUAUAA